AUGACUACCGCCAUUUACUAUCCUGAAGAUCAUAAACAUCAUACCCUUCCUUCGUUAUCACAAAUCAUGCCACAAUCAUCACAUCCUAUUCUGCCUUCACAAAUGGGCGUUGUCAACUUGUCCACGGCAGUUGGCUCUGGAUCUGUUGCAGGGGUUGUCCCUUUCCAGUCUGACAUUUUUUCCAACGGUGGACUGCACCCACUGACUGCAAGUACCACACCCGCAUCAUCAUUUUCAGGUCAGUCAUCUGGGUACGCUGUUUCCGGCGCGCAUAAUGUUAACGUACACGGAGGUGCAGAGAAGUGUACUUGCAAAAGUAACGCAAAUAGAAUCCCUAGACCGAGAAAUGCCUUUAUUCUAUUCCGCCAGAAGUACCAUCAGUCCGUACUUGAUGAGGGUACUGUGAUCCGCACAAACCCUGAAGUCCUGAGGGAGUUGGGUAGAAGAUGGAGAAAUCUUUCUGUGGAGCAGAAGGAUUACUGGAAUAACUUGGCUGAGGAGGAGAAGACAACCCAUGCAAAGAAGUAUCCAAAUUACAGAUACACCCCUAGAAGAAAUGGGAAGAGCAAAGAUUGUGAAGCUUGCAGACAGAAGUCUUUACGUCAACAACAAGCACAACUUCAUAAUCAACAAAUGAUGCAGUUGCAGCAAGAUCAGUAUCAGCAAUAUUUACAAUUACAACAACAAGUUCAACUGCUGCAAGUCCAGCAGCAACAACUUCAGCAGCAGCAGCAAAUUAACCAGAUGAACCAAUUGAGUCAAAUGAACCAAAUGAACCAAAUGAAUCAAAUUCAGCUGCAACAAACAAUACAACAGCAGGUACAACCACCUCAACAGCCGCAGCAGCAACCACAACUGCAACUGCAGUUACAACAGAUGCCGCAACUGCAACAACUGCAAAUGACCACUAGCAACAGCGGAUCUAUUUCCCUGAUUGCUCCACCUCCAUUGCCACAACAGUAUGUUCAGUACGUUCCCUUCCAACAGAAUUUCCAGAUGGCAUUUGGAGAAUCGAACAUGAUGCAACAGUCUCAACAGCAACAGCAAAACCAAUCUCAAGCAAUUGACCAAAAGCUCCUGCCAUUAUCUGCUCCUAAUACCGUUAACGAUUUUAAUAAUAACCCUCAAUUUAACACCAUUACAGGCUAUGAUCAAAGAUACUACACAUCUGGAAUGGAGAUGACCAAUUAUCAAAUAUAG
This is a messenger RNA of Dujonia railenensis, 1200 nucleotides long. NCBI's taxonomy places the organism in Eukaryota, Fungi, Ascomycota, Pichiomycetes, Serinales, Debaryomycetaceae. The record is from the annotation of a GenBank genome assembly.